Molecule: messenger RNA, 3648 nt
Organism: Tarenaya hassleriana
Lineage: Eukaryota; Viridiplantae; Streptophyta; Magnoliopsida; Brassicales; Cleomaceae
Exons: 5
Coding region: 1-3648 (1215 amino acids)
Source: RefSeq, a predicted model, not a curated record
AUGGAUAAUCCGCAAAAACUCAUUCCAAUCGUCUUGAAUGGCGACAAUUAUUUUUAUUGGACAAAAGCUGCUACUGCAGCCCUCAACAGCAAGGGUCUUUGGGACCAUGUCGUGUCUCAGAAGGGUCCCUCCCCACAAGUCCUGGCUGCUGAAGGCGAAACUGCAGAACAGACAGCACUUCGACAACAACAGACUGAUGCAGACUUCAACAAAAAAUGGAAACAGGCUGAUAGCCAAGCCUUGGUCAUUCUUCAAGGCUCCCUUGAGCCCCAUAUUCUGCAGUCGUUCAUCUCCAAUGAUACCGCGAAAUCGCUUUGGGAAUCCUUACAAAGCGUCUACGGUAAUCUGUCAAACAUAAGUCGUAUUUUCGAACUCAAGAAACAGCUUUUUCAUUUACAGCAACACGAUCAACCGUUCAACAAAAUUCAAGGGGAAUUUUGUGCACUAUGGGCUGAACUCGAGGAAAUACGACCUACUUCAACUGAUCCGAAAAUUGUCAUGGAGAGAGCACAAGAAGAUAAGGUGUUUUCCAUUCUUCUUACACUUAAUGCCUCUUUCAAUCACUUGGUUUAUCAUCUCCUUCGCCAAAUUAAACUUCCUACGUUUGAGGAAGUUUGUAUGAUGGUGAAACGAGAGGAAGGGGGUCACAAUCUCUUCGCAGGUCCACAUGAGCUUGCACACUACACACAGAAAUCACACUCUGCUCCCUUCCCACGUCGCGAUCGUAGAGAAUUCUUUUGUGACCAUUGCCGAAGAAACGGACACUCAAAGGAGCGUUGCUGGGUUUUGAAUCCACAUCUGAAACCUCCAAAGUUCAAGGACAACAGUCGAAAAGGAACAGCAAUGACGGCUGCCCAUGUCCCUUCACCCACCGAGAAUGGCAUCAGUCUAACUUCUGAAGAAAUGAAAGGACUAAAACAUCUUCUGCAGUCCUUGCACAAAGAUACCGGUAACUUCACCUUUCACUCUGAUAUAGUUAUUGAUUCCGGUGCAACGACACAUAUGUUUAAAGAUGCAAAUUUGUUUCACACUAUAUUUAACGGUCAUGGUUUUGUUUCGGUUGCCAAUGGUAAGAAUGUCUCCAUUAAAGGGUAUGGUACAUUUCAUCUCUUCGAUAAGCAACUCUCGGCCUUAUUUGAUACUAAGACGGAUCGAGUUUUCGCCAAAGGAUUUCGGAAAGGAAGCCUUUACUAUCUUGAUCAAUUCUACUCUAGCUACCUAUCUAUUUCCCCGGAUGUGUGGCAUGCUCGUUUAGGACAUCCACACCAAAGGGUUCUCCAAUUGCUUGUCCCCGACGUUAAGCAUGUCGAUCGACUUUGUGAUGCUUAUGAAGGACAACGGACAAAACUCGAUCCCCGAAGUCUCCGGUGUAUAUUCCUCGGCUACCCUCCGGAUCAAAAGGGUUAUACGUGUUAUCACCCUCCUACACACCGUAUCUACACAUCUCGGGAAGUUAAGUUCUAUGAGGAAAUAAGCUAUUUUGGAGACAGCCCUUGGGAAAACCUCGAGAAUCUUGUAAACCAAGGAACCGAUCAUAACGAGGCCAUGCAAAAUCUCCACCAUACCUUACAGAUCCUUGGAAUUCAACAAAAACCUGAUCCCAACACUGGCACUUCUUCGCAGACCCAGGAUCUCCGCAACGAACAUUCUAAUGUGCAUACUACUCUGGGUGAUGGUAACGGUCAGACAACCUCUUCUCUUGACUCUUUUGGUCCUUUAAUUUCUAAUGAUGCAGGUACUUUGGAGAUUCACUCAGGGGACAUCGAACCUGGGCACCCAUGUGAGGUGGACCCUACCACACUUCCCUCCACUGAACAUGUGCACACAUGUGAACGAGAACCCUCCUCUGUUCCUUCCAUUCCGCCGAUGCCCAUCGUCACUUUCCCUAAUAUAACGUCAGAUUCAUGUACCAUCACAUCAAUUGCACCUGUCAACUCCAACCCGACGAUUCAUCAGAUGCCAAUGCUCCCACAACCCAGUGAUUUGACAGUCGUUCCAGAAGCCGCAUCAGAUGUCAAUCUGCCACUUCGUCGUAGUUCACGAGCAAGAAAACCGACGUGGAAAAUUGCAGAUACUUCGACCAAAAACAACCUGGCCAUUGCUCAUCCCAUUGAACACUACUCUUCAUUAUCUGCUUAUCCGUCUACUGAUCAAGCGUUUUUGAGUAAAAUUGAACAGGGACAGGAACCACAUAGCUAUCAUCAAGCGAAAGAUAUUGCAGUCUGGCAAACCGCAAUGCAGGAGGAGCUUGAUGCUCUAGAAAGGAAUGGCACGUGGGAAAUUGUCGACCUCCCACGUGAUAAAAACGCCGUAGGAAGCAAGUGGAUAUAUAAAAUCAAAUACAAAAAUAACGGAGAGAUUGAACGAUAUAAGGCUCGUCUAGUGGCGAAGGGAUAUACCCAGACCUACGGAGAAGACUACACCGACACUUUCGCUCCCGUAGCCAAACUUCCCACUAUGGACGUGAAAAACGCAUUCUUACAAGGAUCUCGAGGAAGAAAUCUUUAUGACUCCUCCGCCGGGAUAUGCAAGAGUCACACGACCGGGUCAGGUUUGCAAACUUCAAAAGGCGAUAUAUGGUCUAAAACAAUCACCAAGGGCCUGGGCAUUUCGGAUACUAAGGCUUACCUCCAAUCUGUAUUCGACAUCAAAGAUUUGGGUUCCUUAAAAUAUUUUCUUGGUAUUGAAAUCACUCGUACUUCUAACUCUUUGUUUCUCUGCCAAAGGAAAUACAUUUUGGAUCUGCUUCAAGAAACAGGAAAAAUUGGAGCUAAACCAGUCAGGACACCGAUUGAGGAACACUUCAAGGAUCAACGCGAGGGGGAAUCACUCACUAAUCCAGACCAGUACCGUCGCGUUGUAGGUAAGCUCAUAUACCUUACAAUUACUCGCCCUGACAUUAGUUUUGCGGUGCAUCAGGUUAGUCAAUGGAUGCACGCUCCUACAACGAAAAAUUGGAAUAUGGUGGAUCGCAUUCUCAAGUACCUAAAGGGGACGCCCAACAAAGGAAUCUGGAUGCACAACAACAAGCACUCAAAGAUCGUAGCUUAUUGCGAUGCAGAUUGGGCCGGUGAUCGAGCGGACAGAAAGUCAACUACCGGUUAUUGCACGUUUAUCGGAGGAAACUUAGUCACAUGGAAGAGCAAGAAGCAGAAUGUAGUGGCUAGAUCAAGUGCGGAAGCGGAAUACAGGGCCAUGGCGAAUACCACAAGCGAAGUUAUAUGGUUGAGACAGUUGCUUGAAGAUCUUGGAGUAAAAACUGAAGACCCGACACCUCUUCACUGUGACAACCAAGCUGCUUUGCAUAUUGCGUCUAACUCGGUGUUUCAUGAAAGAACGAAACACAUUGAGGUAGACUGUCACUUUGUUCGAGAAAAAAUCAUGCAGGGACUUAUCUCCCCGAUGUAUACCCGAAGCCAAGAUCAACUUGCCGACAUCCUGACCAAAGCCACAAGUUCUUUUGUUCUCAACAAAUGUCUCUCCAAGAUUGGCCUUCUCGAAUUUCGCCGGCCAAUCUUGAGGGGGAAUGUUGAAGACCAUGAAGAUGAGAGUGCCGAAGAUUACUUGGAGACUGCUGAAGAGAAGGCUCAAAGACACCAGCAUGAGACGACGUCGUUGCAUAGGAACAUGGAAACAGACCAACCUUGA